AUUGGGCUUCAACUCCCGACCGAGGAGGCGGAGUCUUAACUUAUUAAAAGGAACUUGCUGAGGCUUGGACGCCCGCAAAUAUGAUGAUGAUGUCUCUGAACAGCAAGCAGCAUUUUGCUAUGGCCCACACCAGCUUGCCCGAACCCAAGUAUUCGUUGCAUUCCUCCUCAUCCUCCACUUUGACUUCCAAUGCACCUUCAUCCUCCUGCUCGUCCUCCCGACACAGCAGCACCAUCAUCAGCAGCAGCAGCAGCAGCGGCAGCAGCUCGGAGGCGAUGCGCCGAGCCUGUCUCCCAACCCCACCGAGCAAUAUAUUCGGAGGCUUGGAUGAGAGUUUGUUGGCCCGGGCUGAAGCUCUAGCGGCGGUGGAUAUAGUCUCGCAGACCAAGAGCCACCACCACCCUCCACAUCACAGUCCCUUCAAGCCGGACGCAACCUACCACACCAUGAACACUCUCCCCUGCACCUCGUCUUCCUCCUCCUCCUCCUCGGUGCCUAUUUCUCAUCCGUCCGCCUUGGCUGGCCACCACCAUCACCACCACCAUCACCACCACCACCAGCCUCACCAGGCACUGGAGGGGGACCUGCUGGACCACAUCACGCCGGGACUGGCACUAGGAGCCAUGGCAGGACCGGAUGGCUCGGUGGUUUCCACGCCUGCGCACCCUGCCCACAUGGCGGGCAUGAACCACAUGCACCAGGCAGCCAUCAACAUGGCUCAUGCCCACGGGCUACCACCGCACAUGGGCAUGAACGACGUGGACGCCGAUCCAAGGGACUUGGAAGCCUUCGCAGAGAGGUUUAAGCAGAGACGGAUCAAACUCGGGGUUACCCAGGCGGAUGUAGGGUCAGCUUUAGCCAGCCUGAAGAUUCCUGGGGUGGGCUCCCUCAGCCAAAGCACCAUCUGCCGAUUCGAGUCCCUCACGCUCUCUCACAACAACAUGAUUGCUUUGAAGCCCAUUCUGCAAGCGUGGCUAGAAGAAGCCGAGAAAUCACACAGGGAGAAACUUAAUAAACCCGAGUUGUUCAACGGCGCGGAGAAAAAGAGGAAGCGCACGUCGAUAGCCGCGCCGGAGAAGAGAUCACUGGAGGCCUAUUUUGCCAUUCAGCCGCGUCCCUCCUCGGAGAAAAUCGCAGCAAUCGCAGAAAAGCUGGACCUCAAAAAGAACGUGGUGCGGGUCUGGUUUUGCAACCAGCGACAGAAACAGAAACGAAUGAAAUACUCUGCAUGCGUCUAA
Molecule: messenger RNA, 1238 nt
Organism: Thunnus maccoyii (southern bluefin tuna)
Lineage: Eukaryota; Metazoa; Chordata; Actinopteri; Scombriformes; Scombridae
Gene: pou4f2
Product: POU class 4 homeobox 2
Exons: 2
Coding region: 81-1238 (385 amino acids)
Biological process (GO): regulation of transcription by RNA polymerase II
Molecular function (GO): DNA-binding transcription factor activity, RNA polymerase II-specific; RNA polymerase II cis-regulatory region sequence-specific DNA binding
Source: RefSeq, a predicted model, not a curated record